This is a messenger RNA of Candoia aspera, 3804 nucleotides long. RefSeq names its product golgin A1 (gene GOLGA1). The transcript has 24 exons. The record is from RefSeq and is a predicted model, not a curated record. Bases 253 to 2709 code for a protein of 818 amino acids. NCBI's taxonomy places the organism in Eukaryota, Metazoa, Chordata, Lepidosauria, Squamata, Candoiidae. Gene Ontology annotation, cellular component: Golgi apparatus.
CGCCUUCGGGGCCGGGACGCGGCGUCUUCCGUCGCCCCGCUCCUUUCCUCCCCGGGGCUGAGGCCCGGUAGGCCGCCCUGUUUGCCCGGCGGGUCGUCCCAGCCGGAGCAGCCCUGUUUGACUAUGAGCCCCUUGAGGGAGCGAAACUGAUUGAAUGGAAGAGAAAUAUUCCUCCAGUCCUUGGCUGGGGGCCUUGGCCAUCUAACUGGGGCCUUUGGGUCUCUGAGCACCAGGCUUCCUGGCUGGAAGAAGAUGUUUGCAAAACUGAAAAAGAAGAUCGCUGAUGAGGCAGCUACUGCUCCCCGGCCCGGGGGGCCAGCCAGAAUGCCCAGAUCGAUCAGCAAAGAAUCCGUCACGUCGGCAGGAGCAGACUCGGGGGAUGAUUUUCCAUCUGAUGGAAGCAGCUCCCGAGAAGAUCUCUCGUCUCAGCUGUUUCGGAGAAACAAACAGAUACGGAAGCUGGAAGUCAAGCUGUCUGAUUAUGCUGAACGGGUCCGAAACCUGCAGAAAACCAAGGAGAAGCUUGAAAACGCAUUAGAGACACAUCAGGAUUCCUUCAUGAAGAAACUCCAGGAGCAGAACGAAACACACCAGACCAGCAUAGCCAAGAUGGCAGAAGGGAUGACCUUGGCCUUGGAGAAAAAAGACCAGGAAUGGCGGGAAAAACUGUCUCAUCUUGAAAAGGAGAGGAAAACCCUUUCAGCCCAGCUGCAAGAAAUGAGAGAGCAGAGUUUGAACCUGUUCCAGAAGAGGGAUGAGAUUGAUGAACUGGAAGGCUUUCAACAACAGGAGCUCGCAAAAGUCAAGCACAUGCUUCUGAAAAAGGAAGAGUCGCGGGCCCGGAUGGAGCGAGAGCUGGAAUCCUCCACCCAGGAGUUGCUGCAAACACGGGAGCAGUUGCAGGCCUCCCAGGCCUUGUCCUCGCGCCUGGGCAGAGAGGUUCAGGAGCUCCAGCAACAGCAGGUGGACCUGGAAAUGGAAAGGGAUGAGCUCAAAGGGGCCAGGGAGAGUGCAGAAAACAAGAUCACCACCUUGGAAGAAUGGAGCCAAGAGCUGCAAGCCUACAACCAGCUCCUGUCAGAAGAUCUGCAGAACACUCAGUGUGCCACCUCUAGUUUGGAAAAGCUCCUGGAGAUGCUGCAGGGAGAACAUGAAUCUCUGAAUCUGGAAUUUGAAGAGCAAAGGCAGAAGAUGGUUGCCCAAGUGGAGGAGAAGACCCAGCUCGUGGGCCAACUGCAAGAGAAAGUAGCCAUCUUGGAGAAGCGGCUAGAAGGCAGCCUCUCUGGGGACGAACAUUUUCGGGAGCUGUUCAGAGAGAAAAGUGCUUUAGAGCAGAGCCUGGAAGACACUCGGCAAGAGCUCCUGGCAGCCCAAACAGGUCACAAGGAGAGCAUAAGCCUCAUGGAGGCUCAGAUCAGUCAGCUGAACUGCAGGUUGGCCGCCGAAGAGGAAUCCAUCCGCAGCCUUCAGGAAAGCAGCUUGCAGCAACUGCAAGACUUGGAACGGGCCCUUCAGCUUGCCAAAGAGGUGGUGGCCAAGAGCCAAGAUGACCUCAAGGAUAAAGAAUCGCAGAUCCAAAAGUUGCAGGUGGAUCUGGAGUUGGAGAGCAUCAGAUCCCAGGAAGGCCUCUCCUCGGUGCGGUCCCAGUGGACGGAGCAAGUAAGGCAGCUGGAGGAACAGGUUGCUGCCCUUGAAGCGGCCCAGAACUUGGAAAGGGGGGCUGCCCUGCAGAACUCGAGCCAGCUGGAGAAAGAGAACACCAAACUUAAAGACCGGUGCAGAGAUUUAGAAGGUUCCGUAAGGCAACGAGAGUCUGAAUUGGAGAGGGUCAAGGCAGAACUGAGCAGCAACACAGAGAUCACCCAAGCCUUGGAGGAGACCCAGAAGCAGAGUGAGGCGCUGCGGCAACAGGUUGCAGAUCUGACCUUGUCGUUACAGGAGAAGGACCAACAGAUUGCGGGCACAACAGACAGUCUCCUGAAGCGGGAGGAAGAGGCAAAGUCCUUAAGGCAAGGUCAUGACCUGCUUCUGCUGCAGGUGCAUCAGCUGCAGUCGAGCCUCGAGUCAUGCCGGGGCCAGGCCGCGGAGAAGGAAGCAGCAAUGCAGGAGCGGCUGGAGGUUUUCCAGGCGCAGCUCCAGGAACAGCAAGAAUGCCUGCUGGCCAGCAAGAAGCAAGCUGCUGUGUUAGAACUAGCCUCUAUGGCCUUGGGAGACCACUUGCAUCUCUCUGAAGACGGGGAGGCUGAGCCCAAUGGAGAACUGGUUUCCUCAGACGUCAUCCAACUGCAGAAGGAGAACAGAGACCUGGAGCAGCAGAUUGCAGAAAAAAACAAGGUGAUAAAACAGUUGCAGCAGAGAAUGGCUGAGCUUAAAAAGACCUUGCAGAAAGAACUUAAAAUUCGACCUGAUGGUGAAAUCCCUGAAGUGCCCACAACUGCCUUGACUGUAACAAAUAACUCUGACCUGAGUGAUUCCCGGGAGAUAAACUUUGAGUAUCUCAAGCACGUGGUGCUAAAAUUUAUGUCCUGCCGGGAAUCAGAGGCCCUGCAUUUGAUCAAGGCUUUGUCUGUGUUGCUCAACUUCUCUCCGGAGGAAGAAAACAUGGUCAAGGAAACCUUGGAGUACAAGAUGUCCUGGUUUGGGUCAAAGCCGCUUCCCCAAGGCAGCAUCCGACCCUCCAUCUCAAAUCCGAGGAUGACGUGGUCCUGAAGCCGUGCCAGGACGUCCUGCUGCCUCGCCUCUGGUUGUUGGGUUUUGUGGGGUUUGUGUUUUUUUCCAUGAAAAGGUGCACCUGAGAACCGAGGUGGUCGGUUGCGGUGACCACAGUAUUUUGCGUACCGUGAACUUUGGGGGAAGACGUUUACGAAGCUGAUCUGUAAAAGGGGCCUCUUUUGCCCCAGCUUUGUGGAAUGAAAGGGUGAUGUUGGUAAUAGACUCAGGUGCCUUUUGGCUUCUGUGGGGACGAACAUCUCCAGCUACGUACAGGGUUAUGUGGGUGCUCAGCCCCUGCAUCGUUCCUGAUGACGUGCAGUCUUCUGGGGGUGGAAAGCAGCUUUGCCUUCCUAGACUGCUACAUUCUGCCGCCCCCCGCCCCCCAGCUUAUUAGCACUACAUCAUGAACGGUUGUCGAUACGCUCAAUCAAAGCUGGAGAUGGCGUGCUAGGUUUCCAGUGGGAACUAGCUCAACUUUCUACAGAGCGGGCCAGCUUUUAUUUUUCUUAAAGAAAAAAAAAAUGUUUUUAAAUGGGCUUUCACGGUGCUCUAGCUUUUAAAAACAGGUGUGUUUUCAAGGGGAAUGGUUUCGGCACCUGCUUUGCAAGCGGGAACCGGAAACCAUGCUCAGUUGGGCGUCACCCAAAUCAUAACCCCUUGACAGGUUUAUGCGUUACACGUGGUAGGAUCUGCUUGGUGGCGAGUGGCGAGGAGCGGUGGCAGGCUAAUUGUGGGGAACUCUCGUCCUUAGCAGGAAGAAAGCCUUUACAUAAACCCGCAUGGCUGUUUUUAACAGAUGGGCACAUUCACCACUAGUAGAACGGGCUCAUUAGAACGGCAGAACUAAGGACCUGUGUUUUUUUCCUGGAACCGAAAGGAAGCCAUGCCUUUAACUGCCGUGUUUUUACUAACCAGCGUGUUUAGAGAUGAUCUAAACGGGGCAGCAGGCAACUCUUUAAGACUGCCAGUUGCGGUUCUGUGCCACUACUUCCUGCACAUUGCUAAGCAACAGCAUCUUUACCAGCUAUCGUGCCAGAAAAAUUCAGCUAGAAACGGUCAUGCUGGUCACCUUGACGAAGAUUCAGAGCGAAA